Molecule: messenger RNA, 2287 nt
Organism: Cucurbita pepo subsp. pepo (vegetable marrow)
Lineage: Eukaryota; Viridiplantae; Streptophyta; Magnoliopsida; Cucurbitales; Cucurbitaceae
Source: RefSeq, a predicted model, not a curated record
CUUCUCCUCACACCUCACCCACCUCCCUAAAUCUCUUACAUUUUUCCAUUUCAUUCAUUCUUUCUUUCUUUCUUUCUUUCUUUUUUAACUAUGGCAGCUCUUCAGGAGAUUCAAGGCAGCUUGUGCCAAACCCCUAAUGAUCCACUCAACUGGGGGAUCGCUGCCGACUCCCUCAAGGGAAGCCAUCUUGAUGAGGUGAAGCGCAUGGUGGAGGAGUACCGGAGGCCUCUUGUCAAGCUUGGUGGUCAAACCCUCACCAUUUCCCAAGUGGCUGCCAUUGCUACUAGGGACUCUGAUGUAACUGUCGAGCUUUCUGAGUCUUCCAGAGCUGGUGUUAAGGCCAGCAGUGAUUGGGUUAUGGAGAGUAUGAAUAAGGGGACUGAUAGCUAUGGUGUUACUACUGGCUUUGGUGCUACCUCCCAUAGAAGAACCAACCAAGGUGGUGCUCUCCAAAAGGAGUUGAUUAGGUUUUUGAAUGCUGGCAUUUUUGGAAGUGGAGCAGAGUCCGAUCAUACUCUGCCCCAUUCCGCUACCAGGGCGGCCAUGUUGGUCAGAAUCAAUACUCUUCUUCAGGGCUACUCGGGUAUUAGAUUUGAGAUUUUGGAAGCCAUCACCAAACUCUUGAACCAUAAUGUCACUCCUUGCUUGCCUCUUCGUGGAACCAUUACUGCUUCUGGAGAUCUUGUUCCUCUGUCUUAUAUUGCUGGAUUGCUCACUGGCCGACCCAACUCGAAAGCGGUUGGUCCAAAUGGAGAACGUCUUGAUGCAAAGGAGGCUUUCCAACAAGCUGCUAUUCCUUCUGGGUUCUUUGAAUUGCAGCCUAAGGAAGGGUUGGCUCUUGUUAAUGGCACUGCUGUUGGCUCUGGAUUGGCUUCUAUCGUUCUGUUUGAGGCUAAUAUUUUGGCUGUUCUGUCUGAGAUUUUGUCCGCCAUCUUUGCUGAAGUUAUGCAAGGCAAACCUGAAUUUACUGACCAUUUGACCCAUAAGUUGAAACAUCAUCCCGGUCAAAUCGAGGCAGCUGCAAUCAUGGAACACAUUUUGGAUGGGAGUUCUUACAUGAAAACGGCUCAGAAGUUACACGAAAUGGAUCCCCUCCAAAAGCCCAAGCAAGACCGUUACCAAGACCGUUACGCUCUUAGAACUUCACCCCAGUGGUUGGGUCCAUUAAUUGAAGUCAUUCGUUUCUCGACAAAGUCAAUUGAGCGAGAGAUCAAUUCAGUCAACGACAACCCUUUGAUUGAUGUCUCAAGGAACAAGGCUUUGCAUGGAGGCAACUUCCAAGGAACCCCAAUUGGAGUAUCCAUGGACAACACUCGUCUGGCCAUUGCUUCAAUUGGAAAGCUCAUUUUUGCACAAUUUUCAGAGCUUGUGAAUGAUUUCUACAACAACGGACUACCUUCAAAUCUCUCUGCAAGUAGAAACCCAAGUUUGGAUUAUGGGUUCAAAGGUGCGGAGAUCGCCAUGGCUUCCUAUUGCUCUGAGCUUCAAUAUCUAGCAAACCCCGUAACAAGUCAUGUCCAAAGUGCUGAGCAACACAAUCAAGAUGUCAACUCUCUCGGUUUGAUUUCUUCCAGAAAAACCGCUGAGGCAAUUGACAUUUUAAAACUCAUGUGUUCCACGUUUUUGGUUGCUCUAUGCCAAGCAAUUGACUUGAGACAUUUGGAGGAGAACUUGAAGAGCACCGUGAAGAGCACAGUGAGUCAAGUAGCCAAGAAAGUUCUCACCACAGGUACUAACGGUGCACUUCACCCAUCAAGGUUUUGCGAGAAAGAUUUACUAAAAGUGGUGGACAGAGAAUACACCUUCGCCUAUGUGGAUGAUGCAUGCAGUGCCACUUACCCAUUGAUGCAAAAACUGAGACAAGUUCUAGUGGAUCACGCUUUGAAAAAUGGGGAAGAUGAGAAGAACACAAGCACUUCAAUCUUUCAAAAGAUAGGAGUUUUCGAGGAGGAACUAAAAGCCAUGUUGCCCAAAGAAGUGGAAAAUGCGAGAGUAUCGUAUGAAAACGGAACGUCAGCCAUUGAGAACCAAAUUAAAGAAUGCAGAUCCUAUCCGCUAUACAAAUUUGUGAGGGAAGAGCUAGGAACGGGGUUACUGACCGGAGAGAAAGUGAUAUCUCCGGGAGAAGAAUGUGAAAAGGUAUUCACAGCUCUUUGCCAAGGAAAGAUGAUCGACCCGAUUCUCGAGUGUUUGAAGGAAUGGAAUGGUGCUCCAAUCCCCAUUUGCUAGUUCAAUUUACUCAACAUAAAAAAUAAAAAUAAAAAAGGCCUUAGCCUUAUUUGCCUUG